UCAGUUUUUUUUAAUGCAGAGUUCAUAAUUGUGGCGUUUAAUCAGCUGUACUUAGAAUUAAUGAAAAAUUGCCAUGAAUCUUGCUCCUGAUAGCUUUGACAGUGAAAGAUCUGCUUCUAGCGGAAUGGAUGAGAGACAUAUUAGUUCUGUACAGCAAGCUGAAGGUAAUACCUUAAUGAGCGGUGCUUUUGACAGAGUAGAUAUUACGAACUCAAAUAGUCAACAUUUUCCCAAAGACGAAAGAAAUCGAGGAAAUGCAGAGGGCAAAAAUGAAAUUCCCAUUCCAAAUGCGUCAAUUAAUUCCUCUGUGGCGAACCGUGAGAUGCUGAAUGGUGAUUUAAAAAAUGUUAAGAACCUUAAGUUUCCACAUAAAGACUCUUUAAUGUUUAUUAACAAAUUUUCAGCCAAGCAAAAAGCUACGGUUUCGAAUAAUAAACGUCGAAGAGCUCCUUCUACUUCUAAUAGACCUACUAAUAAAGAUCCUGCAUCGAAACGUCAAAGAAGAUCUCAAACUGGUAAUAAUGCGAGAAGAAAUGCGUCUAAAAUACAACGCUCAAAAAACCAAAAUCAGGGGAAAUCGCAAGCAAAGCGUAGGGGAAGAAGCUCAAAAAGUGCUCAACGUGCAUCUCAACGACCACGAUCUCAACAGGCAAAAAAAGGAAAGAAAGUUGCAGCAAAGACUGACUCUAAAAUGAAAAAUGAAUCAAAAGGUAAAAAUUAAACUAAAAUACUGAUGGUCGGGACAUACCCAAGGAAUUCUGAUAAAUACCAUAAAAUUUAAUUUAAGAAGGGGGAUUUAAAGAAAAAUGAUGUGGUAUUGAAAACUGACGUGAAAGUGAAAAUUAACUGAAUCAUUGUAUAAUUGUUCUGAAAAGGAUAAGUGCACGAUGAAAUAUUUUUUAAUCAAUUAAAAUAAAUAAAUUUUAUAGCUCUAAAUAAAUUUAUUUCAAUCUGAAA
Stegodyphus dumicola is the source of this 957-nucleotide messenger RNA. RefSeq lists its product as uncharacterized. The record is from RefSeq and is a predicted model, not a curated record. NCBI's taxonomy places the organism in Eukaryota, Metazoa, Arthropoda, Arachnida, Araneae, Eresidae.